GUGAGAGCGCAAUGGCUCCGCCUGUGAACAGCCUGGCCUAGGCGAUGUUCCCGGGACGGCCAUGGAACGCAGGCGGAGCGUCGUAUCCCAACUUUUACGGCACAUACCCAGCUGCAACGGCAGCGGCUGCAGUGCCCACUGCACCAACUGCACCAACUGCACCAGCUGCGGCUUAUGGCUACCAAUACGGGCAGGUGCGGGUGCCCGUGGUGCCGCUGCCGCAUUUGCCGGCACCGCUUCUGCACUCAGCACAUCUGCCAGGGCUUUCCGUGCCCGGGCUCAGGCUGCCCAUGCACCCUCACCCGGGGCUUGGGCACGUCCCUGGCUUGGCCCAGCACGCGAUCCCGGCGCAAGCCACGGCGAUCCCGCAGAACAUCCCGCCUCCCAGUGCCAAAGAACGCACCUUCGAGGCCAAAGACGAGUCUGGAAAGUCCUUUGAGGACACCAUCGGCGAGGCCAAGCGACGUGCGGAGGAAGCGCGCAGAAACAUGGAGGAGGAGCAGCGCAAAGCCAAAAGCCGGCGCUUUGACAAUGAGUCGAAAGGUGAGGAGAGGCCGCCCCCCACCGAGGAGGACAAGCUGCAGCUGCAAGCCUUGCUGGCCCGCUUCUCGACUCUGGACACCAAGGCUCUGGCGGCGCUGGAUAGCUUGGACGUGAGGGACGCGGUGAAAGCCCUGCAGGAGCUGGAGCAGAAGGGGCCCGGCAUCCGCAACCCCUCGGCCUGGAUCUGCAAGACGGCGCAGAACGUGCGAGAAAGGCAGGGAGGCAAAGCGCCGCCGCCGCCACAAGAGGAGGAGAAGCACGAGCUGGAUAUCGUGGACCACUACGGGGCGUUGGAGGUGGCAGAGGAUGCAGAUGAAAAAGACAUCAAGAAGGCCUACAGGAAGCUGGUGCUGAAGUGGCAUCCAGACAAGCACCCGGAGGGCCGGGAUCAGGCAGAAGAAAAGAUCCGGGCCAUCAACAACGCUUACGAGACGCUCAGCAACGCCACGAAGCGCAGUACCUACGACGCGCAGCGGCAGGCGCUGCUGCGGCAGAAGCGGGGCCAGGGCCCGGACAUGCAGGCGGCGAACCUGGCGCCGCGGCAGCGCAUCCCCCGCGAGUUCAUGCUGCAGCCCAUCGGGUUCCCAGACAAGUUUGUGCGCUAUGCCUCGGAGCGCGCCAUGUCCCAGUGCGAGGUGAACUCGCGUGCAGACGCACGACUGGAUGGCAAGGGCGGCCUGGACCAGUUUGUACCUUUCUUCCGAGCCGCCAAGCUCUCGCUGUGGUGGCUGCCAGAUGUGAACAACAUGUGCCGGAUCCGCGCUCUGGAAGCGCGGACCCGAUCCAGCGCCGGGGAGAAGGUGGUGGCUGGGCGGCCAGGUGGCUUCAACCUGGGUUUUGAGAUCGAGGUCGGCCGAGAUUCCGACCUGAAGCUCAUGGAGGCUGGGAAAGGAGAGCUGAACGACAACGUAAACUUCAUCGUGGUCUCCAGCCCGCUCUACGACCACGCCUUCCGCUUCGAGGCAGCGACGAAGCGGGGCUACUUCCUGGCCUUUCGGCCGCCCACCUCCCUCAGGAUGAUCCCUUACAAUGGGGGCCCGCUGCCCAACAAGAUGGUGAUCGACUUCACUUUGGUGGACUUCCAGGCAAUGUUCAAGUUCAUUGACAUUGAGGAGGUGCUGCGGCCAGUGAUCGAGGCCAAGGGCGGCUGGGUUCCCUUGGACCAGGUGAAGACCGACGCCAACGUCACCGCAUACUUCGGGAAUAUUCUGCAGAAGCCCAUGUGGGACGAUGACGACUUCCAAAGCUACUUCGAGGGCCACUUCGAGAUGUGGGAGUUCCGCACCGAGGGGCCAGCCGUGAGGCUCCGGGGCGUGGACGAGCGCCUGGGCUAUGCGCUGGAGCGAGUGAAGGAUGCGGACGAGGCAGCGGCCCUGGUGAUCUCGGCCGGUGAGGAGCUGAAGCGGCUACAUUGGCGCUACAUCCUGCCGGCCUUCGAAGCGCUGCAGAGAAACGCCAGCGAGGAGAUCUCCUGCGUGGUGCAGCGAAUGGAGGCACAUCGUCGGCUGCUUGGGGCGGUGGGUACUAUGCUGCAGUCAGAGGCGGACUUUGCCAGCCUGGCGCGCCUGGCGCGGCUGCUGCAGCCCCUUACAGAGGGGCACAGUGCCAAGGACGUGGCGCAGAGGAGCCUGGAGGCUUCAACGGCCUUGGCCAAGGUGGUCCUUGCUCGCGCCAAAGCCACGGAGUCGGGUCAGCUGGCGGACGUGGUGAAGUUAGAAGACCUCAAGGUCAUUCUCAGCCUCCCGGGCAUGUCCUCGUGCGACUCCCUGGCAAGGAUCACGUCUCCACCGCUCUCCGAGGCACCGCUCGAGAAGAUCUUAGAGUUGGUCUCUGCCGCCGCCUCCAGUGCUACGCCUCUUGCUCGAGAGGUAGGGCACUUGGCGCUUCAGAAGGUUAGCGGCUUUGGUGCCUCCGGCAGUGCGGUGACCAGCGUUGUGCUCGCACUGGCGCAUAGCGGCUUGCUUUUGGACAGCUGUGCUGCCCUUCUUGGUCAGCGCGGGCCCGUACUGAAAGCGGAGGAGCUGGCCUCGGCAGUGGCCGCUAUCGGUGAGAAGGGCUUCGAAGGUCCAGAGUUAGUGGAGGCCUGCGGUCACCUGGGAGGCCUCGGACUGCUGCCGGCUCCGCGGCUCCUGGGCCUGGCGCUGGCUGCCACGAAGAGCGAGGCCGUGGCCAAAGUGCUGCACCGCUCGGUGGUGGAAGCUGCAGUGGCAGCGACCCUGGAUGCGUUAGAGGCUGUGCGCCUGCUGCUGGCCUUGACGAAGCCCAAGAACACGGGCCAGGUGCCAGAGGUGCCGGGCCCAGUUUGGGCGCAGCUGCUCAAAAAGGCUGCCGACGUGGUGCGGCCCGCCCUGCCGGAGCUGCCGGCGGCGGAGCUCAUUCGCCUCGCUUUGGCGGCCAAGAGCCACGCGCUAGAGGGCAAGGAGUUGCUGGAGACGGUGGCCAAGGAGGCGCUGAAGCGCCUCGCAGAGCUGCCUCAGGCACACUUGCUGCUACUCACGCAGGGCCUCAUUUCACUUGGAGGGCGGCACCCCUGCUUGCAGCAGAUCUGCGGUUACUGGAGCGAGGUGCUGUCCGAGGAGGCAACGUCCUCGGACAACGUGUCCAAGCGCCGAAAGGAAAUGGAGAGGGGCCAGUCGCUCUCGGGAGACCAGGUUGCUAAGCUGGCGCAAGUCUUGGAGCCAAUCACUGCUGCCCCUUGGCCGCGGAGGAAGGCAAUGAAGUUUCUUCCUGCCGCAUGUGGCCUCACGAGGUUGGACGUGGGCCCUGCACUCUUUCAGAAGCUCUUCAAGAGCAUCACGCAGCGUGUCCAGAGCCUUGCCAGGAGUCUUCCUGCCGCAAGCCGGGCAGCGAUUCUGGAGCAGGUGAAGAGGGGCGAAGGCAUUGGCUGUUGGGAGCCUGGACGGCAGAAGCUGCGGCAAGCCUUGGAGAAGAGGAGCCGUAGUCGAAAGCGGAGCAGCAGUAGCAGCAGCAGCCGCCGCCCGCGAGGUCGCGGGCGAAGCUCCUCCCGUUCCAGGGGCAGCCGUAGCCGGAGGAGGAGAUGAGAAAAAGCAAAGAGCAGUUUCAGACAAAGAUAUCGAGGUAUGGUAUACAUAUUCUCCC
Effrenium voratum is the source of this 3642-nucleotide messenger RNA. The record is from the annotation of a GenBank genome assembly. Lineage: Eukaryota; Dinophyceae; Suessiales; Symbiodiniaceae.